Triticum urartu is the source of this 1021-nucleotide messenger RNA. RefSeq names its product early nodulin-like protein 7. Gene Ontology annotation, cellular component: plasma membrane. Gene Ontology annotation, molecular function: electron transfer activity. The record is from RefSeq and is a predicted model, not a curated record. NCBI's taxonomy places the organism in Eukaryota, Viridiplantae, Streptophyta, Magnoliopsida, Poales, Poaceae.
AGCGCGGUCAAGCCUCCAUCAUCAAAGGGGAGUUACCCGGCCUCCCUUGGCCUUCCCCUAUAAAACCACACGCCUGGAGCACGCGCCUGCGCUUCACAUACACAGCCGCGCACGCCAUUGCAUUCCAGGCCGGAGCAACGAGAGAGAGAGCAGCCUACGGCCGCGGGCGUGCCUUCCUCCGCGUCCUGCUGCACCGCCGCCGGGCCGCCGAAUCCGAGGUCGUCGAGCGGGCCAUGGCGGCGCUGAUGAUCGGUUCCUCCUCCAAGCCUGCGCUCCUCCUCCCCGCGCUGGCCUUCGUCCUUGCAUUCGUCGCCAUCCCCGCGCUCACGACGCCGGCGCAGGGGCACGUGUUCCACGUCGGUGGCCCGCGCGGGUGGCGCGUCCCGGACGCCAACACCAGCUAUGGCUGGUGGGCCAUGAACAACCGCUUCCACGUCGCCGACGAGCUCUACUUCAAGUACGAGAACGACUCGGUGCUCCUCGUCUCCCGCGAGGAGUUUGACGCCUGCAACGCCACGGACCCCCUUUCCAGGUUUGCCGACGGCAGCACCACGGUGCGUCUCGAUAGGCCGGGCUUCUUCUGCUUCAUCAGCGGUGAGCCGGGGCAUUGCGAGGAGGGCCAGAGGCUCAUCGUGCGCGUCAUGGUGCACCCGGCCGAGCCUGCGCCCGCGCCUGGUCCGGCAGCCUAUGCGCCAGGCCAAGGCGGAGACGGCUCUGGGUCUGGCGGCGGACACGGUGGGUCUUCACCGGGCACGUCGUCUGCUGCCGCUGCGGUUGCUGCCGGCGGCGUCGCUCUCGCUGCAGCGAUGGCCGCUCUUUGUGUCGGUCUCGUCUUGCUGCUUCAGUGAUCAGUUUGCUCUUCUACUAGAUAGUCAGGUUUUAUUAUUGAGGUUUAAUCAAUUCCUUCUCUAUUAGAGUUCAUCCGGUGGUACUAGUGAUUCGUGAUAUGGUACUAUUAUCAUAAUUAGUUUGGUUAUCCUGUGUAAUGACAAUAUUGUUUGGCUUUCUUCGAUCCCUAUGA